AUGGCUGCUGUCUCCGUUGGCCAUUCUGUAUACAGAAGGAUCUGUACAAUACAAGAACCCAGAAAGAAAAGCAGCCCAAGAACAUUCAUCCUUUUAGGCUGCCAAAGCCACAAACCUGUAGACGCUUCCAACCCAAGAACGAAGAAAGAGAGCAGAAGGGAGUCGCUGUUGCCGGGAAUUCUUGUUGGUGUCGGGAAGUUUGGGAAGGUUUUGAAAGAGAACAUGAGCCCACAACAGAAGGGUGAUUGGAAGGACGUGAUGCUAAUGAGUCUAUCAUUUGCUGUUUAUGUGUAUAUUUCACAAAAGAUCGUUUGUGCUUAUUGUGCUUGGAUGUCCAUGCCAAGGCAACCGUGGUAG
Molecule: messenger RNA, 357 nt
Organism: Carya illinoinensis
Lineage: Eukaryota; Viridiplantae; Streptophyta; Magnoliopsida; Fagales; Juglandaceae
Exons: 1
Coding region: 1-357 (118 amino acids)
Source: RefSeq, a predicted model, not a curated record